Messenger RNA from Ixodes scapularis (black-legged tick), 2132 nucleotides. RefSeq names its product calpain-C (gene CalpC). Gene Ontology annotation, biological process: proteolysis. The record is from RefSeq and is a predicted model, not a curated record. Bases 86 to 2083 code for a protein of 665 amino acids. Lineage: Eukaryota; Metazoa; Arthropoda; Arachnida; Ixodida; Ixodidae. Gene Ontology annotation, molecular function: calcium ion binding; calcium-dependent cysteine-type endopeptidase activity. Gene Ontology annotation, cellular component: cytoplasm. The transcript has 19 exons.
CUUCUGUGGACAGGGCGCUGGGGAUACCGACUUCGGUCCGGAGUUGCAAGCGGCGUGACCGGGCCUCGCGACAUCGGCCUCCCGGAUGGCGGACCUCGAGAAGGUCCCUAAGAGCCUCAUCAAGGCCACGACGAACGGAGACAGCCACGUCCUCUUCGAGGACCCCGACUUCCCGGCCAACCAGACGUCGGUGUUCUAUCACCAAACGCCCCCGUUCAAGUUCGCCUGGUUGAGGCCCAAGGAAAUCUCAUCUAGUCCACAGUUUGUAUCCGAUGGUCCCUCCCAGUUCGACAUCUCUCCAGGAAAACUGGGAGACCGCUGGUUCGUGUCCUGCCUCGGGGUCCUGGCCACGUGCCGAGGUCUCUUCUACCGGGUGGUUCCGGCCGACCAGGGCUUCGCGGACACAGACCACUAUGACGGCGCCUUCCGGUUUCGCCUGUGGUGGUGCGGCGACUGGAAGGAGGUCCUCAUCGACGACCGGCUGCCCACGGUCAACCAGAGACUCGUCUUCGUGCAGUCCGGACAGGGCAACGUCUUCUGGGCGGCGCUCCUCGAGAAGGCAUACGCCAAGUUGUACGGCUCGUACGAGGCACUCAAGUACGGCAGCAGCCUGGACGGACUAGCGGACCUGACCGGCGGCGUCACCGAGACCCUGAGCAUACGUCAGGACCCCAGCAGCUGCGCGCGCACCUUGGCGGGCUCCUUGCUGGCGCGGACAACCCUGGUCACUGCCCUGGUCCAGCAGCAGCACACGCAGUCGAGGACGUCGCCAGAGAAGAUGGCUAACGGAAUUUCACUAGGCACCAAUUACAGGAUAUUGUCUUUUCAGAAGGUGACCACUGCAGGAGGCGAACAGGUGCAGUUGCUGAAACUUCGAAACCCCGUCGGCGUCGGGUCGGACUACAUCGGCAGCUGGUCGCUCGAUUCUUUGGAAUGGGACAAGGUGCCGCCCGAAGAACAAGAAAGGCUCAACUACAAGAGCACGUCAGAGGGAGAGUUUUGGAUGUCGUACCAGGACUUCAUGAAGACCUUCACGUCCCUCGAAGUGGUCCACCUGGACAGCGAGACGAGUCGGGACGAAGUCACACUCAGGGAAAAGGUGCCAUGGCAGAUGAAAGUCUGGAAAGGAAACUGGCAACGAGGGGUCACGGCCGGAGGCUGUCGCAACCACACCGAUACGUUUCACAUAAAUCCUCAGUUCCAGCUGAUACUGUCUGAAAGUGAGGAAGUUGUCAUCUCUUUAAGUCAGGACGCAGUUAUCGAGCCAAAAGUCAUGGGAUUCACAAUCUACCAGAUGGCAAAACCGCCCAACGAAGCACUUGGGAAAGCAUUCUUCAAGAAAAACAAAUCCCUCCUCAGUUCCCAGUACAGCAACUGCAAACAAGUCUCCGUGAGGUGCGUGCUGGAGCAAGGAGGCUACGUACUUCUACCAACCACCUUCGAACUUGGUCAGGAGGCUGCAUUCACAUUACGGGUCUUCUCGGGGAAACCGACCAAGUUAAAGCUCAUAGACAGUGCACCCAGCACAGUCAAGCCUGCAAUCAUGAAGGCCACGCCAUCUUUCGACAGCAAGGUCAGCUCGUACGAGGCAGUUUUCCUUCAGGUCGCCGACGAGCAUUCCUCGGUGAAUUGUUUCGAACUGCAAGAGCUCCUCGAGGCCUGUUUGCCGAAUGAUUACGUCAAGAGCUGCGCAACCUUGGAGGUAUGCCGCCAGGUGGUGAUGGCGCUCGAUACGACUGGAGUCGGACGGUUGAGGUUCCAGGAGUACAAGAACUUCAUGUGCAGCCUCAAGUACUGGCAGGGCACCUUCAAAAAGCACACCAAGGGCACGUCGGGGAUUUUGAGAGCCGAGAAGCUACGCGAAGCUCUGAUCGACAUCGGUUUUCAGCUGAACACGGAGAUCCUUGCGAUGUUAAUGCUGAGGUACAUGAGGAAAGACGGUACCUUGAGAUUCGGCGAUUUCGUGUCCUGCAUUCUUCACCUCUCGGUUUCUUUCGCAACUUUCGAGAAAAAGGACCCAUUGCAGAAUGGCUUCAUCAAGAUGACCCUCUCUGAGUGGCUCAAGACAUCCCUGCAGUGCUAAUCGUGGAGCUGCUUCAAGUCAUCGUAAUUCCAGAAAGAGACAAGGCUUG